Messenger RNA from Musca vetustissima, 3160 nucleotides. RefSeq names its product protein draper (gene drpr). The transcript is spliced from 10 exons. NCBI's taxonomy places the organism in Eukaryota, Metazoa, Arthropoda, Insecta, Diptera, Muscidae. Gene Ontology annotation, molecular function: scavenger receptor activity; protein binding. The coding region runs from base 8 to 3160 and encodes 1050 amino acids. The record is from RefSeq and is a predicted model, not a curated record.
CAUAAUUAUGACACACACACGCAUUUUACUGUUCUACAGUAGCUGCCUCAUCGUUUUGGCCUAUGCUCGAACAGAAUUACUAUUCGAUCAGGAAAAUCGAAAAGAUUUAAAUGUUUGCAAAACAAAAGUAACAUAUCCCGUGACAGUAAUAACCACAGAAUUACAAAAUUAUCAAGUACGAACGAAUAAUUGGUGUUUCAAUGUACCGCCACGAUGCUCAUCAUACAAACUACAAACGCGAGUGGUAAAUAAAACCACGACAUUGAUGAAAGAACGAUUUGAUAUCGAUUGUUGUGAGGGAUAUAUGCGUAACCCCGUGGAUGACACCUGCAUACCCAAAUGUGAUGAGAAAUGUGUUCAUGGUGUUUGUGUGGCGCCCAAUAAAUGCAAAUGUGAACAUGGUUAUGGUGGACCGGCCUGUGAUAUAAAUUGCCCAACUGGCUAUUGGGGUCGUGACUGUAAAAAACAAUGUGAUUGCUUUAAUAAUGCCACAUGUGAACCAUAUACCGGUGCCUGCCAGUGUGACAAGGGUUACACGGGCGAAAAAUGUCAAGAUACCUGUCCCCUGGGUUAUUAUGGUGCUGAAUGUUUAGAGGAGUGUCGUUGUGAAAACGGUGGUUCAUGUCAUCAUGUUUCGGGUGAAUGUAUAUGUGCUCCAGGUUUUACCGGACCAUUAUGUGAAGAUCAGUGUCCGGAUGGUAAACAUGGUGCCCAGUGUAAACAGGAUUGUCGUUGCCAAAACGACGGUAAAUGUGAUCCUCAAAAUGGUGAAUGUAUGUGCCCACCCGGCUGGACAGGAGAUGUCUGUGCCAAUAAAUGCCCCACCGGCAGCUAUGGACCAAAUUGUGAACAACCCUGUGAAUGUUUUAAGGGUGCUCCGUGUCAUCACAUUACCGGCAAAUGUGAAUGUCCUCCUGGCUAUAUGGGUGAUCGUUGUUUCGAUGAAUGCCCCUCGAAUACUUAUGGACUCAAUUGUACGGAAGAAUGUCAAUGUCUAAAUGAUGCCACCUGUGAUAAGGCAACUGGUAUGUGUCAAUGUCGUCCCGGUUGGACGGGUGAUGAUUGUGGUACCCGCAUAUGCCCGGACAAUGAAUAUGGCAUCAAUUGUACCAAAUCAUGUGAAUGUGAAAUGCAAUAUACCGAGCUGUGUCAUCCGGAAACGGGGAAAUGUCUUUGCCAAGUUGGCUGGAGUGGCACUUUGUGUAAUAGACCAUGUCCCUUCCUCAAGUAUGGACCAAAUUGUGAACUAAAUUGCAAUUGUAAAAAUAAUGCCAAAUGUAAUCCCAUGAAUGGCACCUGCAUUUGUGCUCCCGGCUAUAAGGGUGAAACCUGCGAAGAGGUCUGCGACGAAGGUUACUACGGCCAGGAUUGUGCCCUUAAAUGUGACUGUCAAAAUGGUGCAAAAUGUGCCCCCGAAACGGGCCAGUGUUUCUGUACCCCCGGAUGGAAAAAUCUCAAAUGUGAUCGUCCCUGUGAUUCGAAUCAUUAUGGCCAGGAUUGCAUUAGUGUGUGUGAGUGUAAAAAUAAUGCCGCCUGCAAUCCCACCGAUGGUAAAUGUACCUGUCCGGCUGGCUUCAAGGGUGCCAAGUGUGAGCAGAAAUGUGAUUUUGGCACUUUCGGCCAGGACUGUGCCCAGCAGUGUGAAUGUGACUUCAACAAUACAAUUGCCUGUGAAAGUUCCGAUGGCAAAUGUAUAUGCAAACAGGGAUGGGGAGGCGUUCAUUGUGAGACAAAUUGUAAACCAGGUUAUUAUGGUGAAAAUUGUGAUCAAGUUUGCAGAUGUAAAAAUAACUCUUCGUGUGAUCCCGAUUCGGGACGUUGUAUAUGUUCGGCCGGCUGGACCGGUGAAGAUUGUUCGCAGCCCUGCGAAGAGGGUUUCUAUGGCAAUGGCUGCAAGGAGAAAUGUCCAACUAUUGUGCAUGGCAAUAAAAGCUGCGAUCAUAUAACUGGUGAAAUACGUUGUCGUGAUGGUUAUAUUGGCCUGACAUGUGAACACCCCUGUCCGACGGGUUAUUAUGGUCCUGGAUGUACGAAAAAAUGUAAUUGUUAUCAUGGUGGAGAAUGUAAUCACAUAACGGGUGUAUGUCAAUGUAUGCCCGGUUGGACGGGACAGAGUUGUAAUAUGACCUGUCCGGAUGGUUAUUAUGGUCAAAAUUGUUCACAGGAAUGUCAUUGCCAAAAUGAUAAUGGUUGCCGGAAAAAUGAUGGACUGUGUCUGUGCAAACCCGGUUGGAUGGGAACACGUUGUGAUGAAGUCUGCCCCGAGGGUUUCUAUGGUGAGCACUGCAUGCGUUCGUGCCAAUGUGCUUCACCCAAUUUCGUAUGCCAAGCCACUGAUGGCUGUGUAUGCCGCAAAGGAUUUACCGGACCCAAUUGUGAUUUAACCAAAGCUGAACAACAUAUUCAGGAAGCUGAACGUGAUACAGGUCGUGCCGGUCUAGCAUGGGGUUUAUCACUGGCAAUAUUGUUUGUUGCCAUCAUAAUUGCUGUCAUUUUCUAUUAUCGUCGAAGAGUGUCAAAUUUGAAAACCGAGAUUGCUCACGUUCAAUAUAUCAGUGAUCCCACACAAGGUUGGCCAGAUCGUCAUAAUUUCGACAAUCCCGUCUAUGGAAUGCAGGCCAAUAAUUCGGAGACACGGCUACUGAAUAAUCUUAGACCGAAAAUUAAUAAUCUCAAUUGUGGUGGUGAUAUGUAUGCCGAUGAUUCCAAUACCAGUAGUAGAGCUGGUACUUAUUCGAUUAAUUACAAUCAUGAUAUGUUUGCGAAGAAUUUCAAUGCCGAUUUGACCAAUCCCACAGUUUACAAUUCAUUGGAGGGUUUAAAGGAGGAACAUGUCUAUGAUGAAAUUAAACAAAAAGAGGGAUACAAGGAUCCGGAUGAAUACGACCAUUUGGAUUAUUCGAGACCUAGCACAUCACAAAAACCCCAUUAUCAUCGCAUGAACGAUACCAUGUUGAACAUAAAUCGUGAUGAGGAAAAGCCGAGCAAUUUAAAAACCAUGGAAGUGCUCCUAAAGAAAUGUCUACCACCCGGUGUGGCGCCCGAAGGUGAUGACACAGAAAAUGAGGAUAACAAUGCUGUGUGUAGCGCCAGUAUAGCCGAUGAUAAUGAUAAUGCAUCGACGGCAACACCAUCAACCAGCUCCGAACAUAUAAAAUAA